Molecule: messenger RNA, 1162 nt
Organism: Dioscorea cayenensis subsp. rotundata (Guinea yam)
Lineage: Eukaryota; Viridiplantae; Streptophyta; Magnoliopsida; Dioscoreales; Dioscoreaceae
Exons: 2
Coding region: 297-797 (166 amino acids)
Source: RefSeq, a predicted model, not a curated record
CGUUUUCAAACCUUCUCAAGUCUCAAGCCUCCCCACUGUCGCUUUAUUCCCUUUCUUUUUAUAUAUAUAUAUUAUUUUUCUUUUUCAAUCUUAGUUCAAACUAUGGCUUUGGAUUCUUCUCUCAAGUUUUGAACUUGGAACCAUUGGAUGAUGAGAUCAAUCUGACUUCUAAGUGAAGGGGCAUCUACAAUCUUUAAUUCUUACCAUUGGAGCAUAUCUGCAAUAGUCAAAUCCUGAAACUGGCACAUAAUUAAGGAUAAAGCUGAUUAGAUCUCCCUCAUUGUGGCUACAACAAGAUGAUUUCUCAGAAGCCUGAAACCACCAAUGGCAACGGAUAUGCUAUCAAGGUUGGAGCAACUGGCACAAUUGGGUCCUUAAUGUCCCGAGAAUUGGAAUCCAUGAAAGAAGGAUCACAAGCAUCCUCCUCCACCCAAAAGAAACCUCAAUCACCCCCAGUUUCAGUGCCCUGUGGUUCUACUCCUAGAAAAACACAACUAAGGAGGAAUUCAACUAGUGAUUCCUCCGGCAGCAGCAGCAGCACUAGCAGCAGUAACAGUAACACCGGACUCAACAAAAUCCCCACAAAUGCCCAAAAACCAAAACAAAAUCCCUGGAAAAAUGGCCAUAGAAUGCCUAUGCUAGGUGCAGAUGACGUCAACGCAGACAGAAUGAACAACAGAGACCAAAAAAAGCCAAAUUCUUACAUUGUGGAAGUGGUGGACCUGAAAUGCAGCAAUCCUAUGAGCAGCAGGCUCAAGAAGCUCGGCUUCUCAAAGCUCUCCGAGUCCACUGCCUAGAUUUGAGGCAGCUUAUUGCCGUCCGACCUCAUUCUAUUAUUAUUGCUGAUUCCUACAAUUCUUUCCACUCGGACGGCAGAAUUGUUGAUGUCAACUGCUGAACAAAUGCUUGGCAAAAAUGCUUUGCUAACUGAUGCUUUCUUUUUCUUGCUCUUUGUUGCAAUGGAACUCCCGCAUGUGGAGGCGCCUUCUUCGAUCACUGUCUUUUGCUUAUGUGAUCCUUCCUGAUGAUUUAUGCCAUGCUUCUGCUUCUGGAAGUAUUCGAUCUCUUUCGAAACCAGAAAUGCAAUAGUUCCGCGUGCGCCAAUCUCCACUGGAGAUGAUGUUGCUGCCAUUGUUAGAGUGUGAAGUUGCUAAGAAGUCUG